CUGUCAUUUAGAUGUUGAUAUGUAAAACAAAAUGGCAAAAAUCAACACCCAGCACUCCUACCCUGGUACGCACAGCCUGUCUGUCCAAACUGCUGAUGAAGAUAUCGAAAGGAUUGAAAAUGGCUAUAUCAGAACGCAUUCACUUCGUGAGGAUGCAUGUUCAGAACUGCAGGGAGUCAUUUCUAUGGAGGGAGGACAUGUACCUGAAUCCCAGGCGAGCUCCUUCACUGGCAGGGGAGCAAUGGCAAGGCUGUCACGAUUUGUCUUAUCUGUGAGGUCAUGGGCCACAAGGCACUCACACCCUGAUGACCAAAGGCCUGAUUCUUUCUUGGAACGUAUCAGAGGGCCAGAGCUUGUAGAGGUGUCCACCAGGCAAAGCAACAUCCGCUCCUUCCUGGGUACCCGUGAGCGGCCCGGGGGAGCAAACAGUCACUGGCCCUUGGCCAGGUUUAAUGUCAACUUUAGCAACAACACCAAUGAAGACAAAAAGGAAGAAAAGAAAGAGGUUAAAGAGGAGAAAAAAGAGGAAAAGAAAGAGGAAAAGAAAGAGGAAAAGAAAGAUGACAAAAAAGAUGACAAAAAAGAUGACAAAAAAAAGGAAGAGCCGAAAAAGGAGGUCUUUGUGAUAGAUCCUUCAAGCAAUCUGUACUACAACUGGCUAACUGUAAUUGCAGCACCCGUGUUCUAUAACUGGUGUAUGCUAGUGUGCAGAGCCUGCUUUGAUGAGCUACAAAUGGACCAUGUUAAAAUGUGGAUCUUCUUGGAUUAUCUCUCUGAUAUUAUCUAUAUUAUUGACAUGUUCGUCAGGUUCAGAACAGGCUUCCUUGAACAAGGCUUGCUAGUUCAGGAUGAGAAGAAAUUACGAGAACAUUAUACCAAAACUACGCAGUUCAAACUGGACGUGCUGUCUCUUGUGCCAACAGACCUGGCAUAUUUCAAGCUUGGUUUGAACUACCCCGAGCUCCGAUUUAACCGCUUGCUGAGGAUUGCUCGGCUCUUUGAGUUUUUUGACCGUACUGAGACCAGGACAAAUUAUCCAAACAUGUUCCGUAUUGGCAAUCUUGUGUUAUACAUUCUUAUCAUCAUCCACUGGAACGCGUGCAUAUACUUUGCGAUAUCGAAGGUGAUCGGGUUUGGAACCGACACCUGGGUGUAUCCCAACGUGUCCGUUCCGGAGUACGCGCGCCUGUCCAGGAAAUACAUUUACAGCCUGUACUGGUCAACGCUCACGCUGACCACCAUUGGAGAAACACCGCCCCCAGUGAAGGAUGAGGAGUAUCUCUUUGUGGUCAUCGACUUCCUGGUGGGAGUGCUCAUCUUUGCCACCAUUGUCGGUAACGUCGGCUCCAUGAUUUCCAACAUGAAUGCUUCCAGGGCGGAGUUCCAGGCCAAAGUGGAUUCCAUUAAACAGUACAUGCAAUUCCGAAAAGUGACUAAGGAUUUGGAAGCCAGGGUUAUUAAGUGGUUUGAUUACCUCUGGACCAACAAGAAAACAGUGGAUGAGAAGGAAGUUCUCAAAAAUCUGCCUGACAAGUUGAAGGCUGAAAUUGCCAUCAAUGUCCAUUUGGACACACUGAGGAAAGUGCGUAUAUUCCAGGAUUGUGAAGCUGGACUUCUCAUUGAGCUGGUGCUGAAACUGAAACCUACAGUCUUCAGUCCUGGUGACUACAUUUGUAAAAAAGGAGAUAUUGGAAGAGAAAUGUACAUUAUUAAAGAAGGAAAAUUGGCUGUGGUGGCAGAUGAUGGCAUAACCCAAUUUGUAGUCCUAAGCGAUGGCAGCUACUUUGGUGAAAUCAGCAUCCUAAACAUUAAAGGUAGCAAAUCUGGCAACAGGAGGACAGCCAACAUCAGGAGUAUUGGUUAUUCUGAUUUGUUCUGCUUGUCUAAGGAUGAUUUAAUGGAAGCUCUCACAGAAUAUCCAGAAGCCAAAAAGGCUCUGGAAGAGAAAGGACGUCAAAUUCUGAUGAAAGACAAUUUAAUUGAUGAGGAGGCAGCAAAAGCAGGAGCUGACCCAAAAGACUUGGAAGAAAAAAUAGGGCGACUUGAAGUAGCUCUGGAUACACUGCAGACUAGGUUUGCGAGGCUCUUGGCAGAAUACAGCGCAUCUCAACAAAAGGUGAAACAGAGACUUGCCAGAGUAGAAACCCGAGUAAAAAAAUAUGGUAGUGGCAGCUUAUCAGUUGCAGAAGCAGAGGGUGAAAAACCUGAGGAGGAGAAAAAGCAGUAAUGGAAUAUUUAUAUUUCCUCAUUUAUUGGGAAAGGUUGAAGCACUGAAAGCCAUAAAUGUAUGUAAAUAUGUGUGUGCAUACAUAGACAUAAUUAUUUUUAUAUGAACUCAAGAGAAUGGUUUUUAGCAUUUUUAACUGAAGAAGUAUUUUCUUGUAAAUAGAACACUAUUACCUUCUUCUUGGGGGGAGAUUUGGUCCAGCACUUGGUACUUUUUUGUACUGAGGGUGGGCUUCUUCCAAGUCAUGCUCAGAAUGUCUGUUGUGUUUGGUACCUGUAGGUCUUGACACACUGUCUCUUCCUGCGCAUUGUGUGCUAAGAAGGCAUUGUACUUGAACUAGAAGAGAUUAUUUUUUUUCCUUUUUAAGAGCUUAAAAAAUGUUGUUAGGGUACCCUGCUAUAACUUGCUACUUUAGUAGCUGAUUAAAUGUGUGGAUGGAUGUCUGCAUUUCUCAAAAUCUUUGUUCUUUCACAGUCUGUGCAAACAGUUGAAUGACAGCUAAGCAGUGUCAAGUACCUGGCCAUUGCAGUGCACCCUGCAUGUGUCUGCAAUAGCUGUGCAUUCAGAUCUUUAGUCUGAUUCUCUGUAAUGAACUGGGCUCUGCACAAAGGACCAUGUUGACAGAGUAGCAGUGCUCAUUCAUGUCCCUUCUGGCAGGGUCUGUGACAGCUUUUGCUGCUCUGCAACUGCUUCACCAGGGGAGAGAGCAGGGGAUCCUCCCUUACGUUUUUUUUAGCCCAGUUCCAUCCGCACUGGUAAAACCCUCACUUGGAAAGGAGUCCCCUAAAGCUCACUGGUGGAAGGGUAAUAUGGCUUCACCGAACCUGGGAAGAGAAAAGAGGGUCCUGGUAUGUGCAGGUCCUAUAUGUAGGGUGCUGAGUGAACUCCCUGGCAAAUGGGCAGUGCCCAGGGAGGCUACUGAGAAAUGCCAUAAGCUGGCAGGGCAGGCUGUCCCUGCCUGCCAGGCAGCUUGCUCCCACAACAGGGUUUCUGCAAGGCAGGGAGAACAGGUGAGAAACCCUCUGAGAACAGGGUGGUUUAGCUGGGUGGUAGUGGAAUGAAAAGAGACAG
Sturnus vulgaris (Common starling) is the source of this 3298-nucleotide messenger RNA. Lineage: Eukaryota; Metazoa; Chordata; Aves; Passeriformes; Sturnidae. The record is from RefSeq and is a predicted model, not a curated record.